This is a messenger RNA of Anneissia japonica, 2198 nucleotides long. RefSeq names its product serine/threonine-protein kinase STK11-like. Gene Ontology annotation, cellular component: cytoplasm. Gene Ontology annotation, biological process: regulation of cell growth; establishment of cell polarity; intracellular signal transduction. Lineage: Eukaryota; Metazoa; Echinodermata; Crinoidea; Comatulida; Comatulidae. The record is from RefSeq and is a predicted model, not a curated record. Gene Ontology annotation, molecular function: protein kinase activator activity; ATP binding; protein serine/threonine kinase activity.
GGAAAUCAAAUUAUUAAGAAGAUUACACCAUAAGAAUGUCAUCCACCUAGUCGAUGUUCUGCACAACGACGAGAAACAAAAAAUGUAUAUAUUUAUGGAAUACUGUGUAGGUAACAUACAAGAACUUUUGGAAAGCUCUGUAAAUAAGAGGCUACCGAUAUGGCAAGCACAUGGGUAUUUUGUACAGCUAAUAGAUGGACUAGAUUAUUUACAUAGUACGGGCAUCAUUCAUAAGGACAUCAAACCGGGCAACCUCCUGCUGACCACCGAUGGAACCUUGAAAAUAACCGAUCUUGGCGUGGCUGAGGCCUUGGGUCAGUUUACUGAGGAUGAUACUUGUCGUACCAGCCAAGGCUCUCCUGCCUUUCAGCCACCAGAGAUCGCAAAUGGCUUGGAGAUUUUCUCAGGGUUUAAAGUAGAUAUCUGGUCAUCUGGUAUCACUCUGUACAAUAUUACUACUGGCCAAUACCCUUUCGCUGGUGACAACAUCUAUAAACUCUUUGAAAAUAUUGGCAAAGGAAAGUUUACCAUUCCCAAGGAAACGGGUGAACCACUGACUAGUUUGUUAAAAGGAAUGUUAGAAACAGAUCCCAAGGAUCGAUAUAACCUUGAAAAGAUAAAGCUACAUCCAUGGGUACAGAAAAAACACCCUAAGGAAGGGGAAGAAGUCACACUGCCGCCCUUGCAUGAAUCAAAUGAUCCCCUGAGGAGUAUGACUGUCGUCCCCUACCUGGAGAAUCUUCACAACCCCUGCGAAUCUGAGGAGAGUAUGGAAGAGGAAAUUUAUUACGAGGAUAGUAAGAUCGUCCAGUUGAGCCACCGUGGACUCUACAAUACUUCACCUGUCGACCACGUUGAGGACAACACACCUGAAGAUGAGCCUUCUGUUCAGCAGGUCAGGGAGCCGAAGAAGAAGAUUAGUCGUUCACGAAAACUUAGUGGCAACUGCAAGCAGCAAUAGAUAUUCCUUGUCUACCAAACACCAGCGGAGGCCAUAGAGGGCAGUAGCAAUACAUAGACUUAUGCGAGCUUGCAAAAGAGUAAUGUUAGUUGUACAGUAAUUAGAUAUGUAUUAUAUUGUAUUAUACUGAUAGUAGUGAGUGAGAGAGAUGUUGUGAGAUGGGAGGGGAGAGGAUAAGUGUGGGAAGGGAAGAAGAGGAAUGUCUGAAGGGGAAGAAUUGUGGGAAAGAGAGGAAAAGUGUAGUAAGGGAUUAAAGAAUGUGGGAAGGUUAGGAAGACUGGGAAAGAGAAGAAGUAUUCGGAUUGGGAUGGAGUAUGGGAGUGUGAGGAAAACAUGUUUUUUGGGAGAAAUUUACAUAUAGAGAUAUUGUUGUAACUAGUGUGAGAAAAUAGUGAUGGAAGAAGUGUGAGAAAAAAGAUAUUCAGUAAAUUUGUAGUGGCAUUGGUACCUAAUUUGAAUUAACAUCCAUUCCUUUUUAGUAUUCCUGAACAUUAAGAUAAAUUUGAUAGACCAUAAGUUAAGAUGAUAAUUUACGUUCAUCUGACAUGUAUUUCUCAUAACUCAUUUAUUAUUCUAUAGAUUCCUUUUAUUCCAUCAGCUUUAUCCAUUUAGUUUAGCAUUAUUCUUGCAGUACAUUUAAAGACAUAUGCAGUCUAGAAUAUUAGAAUAAAAGCUAUUCAAGAAUCAAGAACAAAAGCAACGACAAUGAAUUUCCAACUGGGAUGAACAAUAAUAAAUAUCUGAUAUCGUAAAUCACCCCUUAGUUUCUAAAUUUCUCCAAAAUGAAGUUAAGAAUAAAAUACAGUGAUUUAAGGUAAAAAGUCUAACUUGUCUACAUAUAUCACGUAGCCUAGGUUUCGUUAACUUAAGGUGAUGAAAAGGUUGUAUCAAUUUACCAUUAAAUCUUUACAUAGAAAUAUAUCAGCAAUACCUAAUGAGUACACUAUUAACUAAUCAUCCAUUGUACAAAUUAUAAAUAUAUUCUGUAAAUUUCACCCUUCCCCAAAAAUGUUACCUGUUAUGAACAGGCAUAUCGUAAGAUUUUUGUAGGUUAGUUUAUAUAUUGAAUAGAUUUCUAUUUUACCAAUUUCCUCACCGAUUAACCCAUCAAAAUCCAAUUAAAAAUAGUGUAGAUUGUAACCUGUUAUCUGUUACAUGAUUAUUAUAUUCAUAUUGACCAUAUUAUUUUAUUUUUUCUUGUAAUAAAUAUUUAUAUUAUGUGUAGUGUAUUAUUGAA